Molecule: messenger RNA, 1662 nt
Organism: Seminavis robusta
Lineage: Eukaryota; Bacillariophyta; Bacillariophyceae; Naviculales; Naviculaceae
Source: the annotation of a GenBank genome assembly
CUUCAAACUCGUGCCGGCAAAACCGGCACAAAAGUGUUCAGAACUUCGAGCCCCCUCACAAGGGGAUGUUCUCUCACUAUCAGAUACUCGCUGUUCCAACAACAAAGGUCGAGCAAACCAACUAAAAACAACCACAAGUAGUAAAAACAAGCACAAGUAGUAGAAAUCAAAAUGCCCCGCACUUCCUCUUCUUCUAUUAAAAACAGCAAACUGUCUUCUUCCUCGCAUCACUCCAAAAGUGGUCCCGCGAUGGUUUCUACCAAAAUGAUGGAUUUGAAGAUUAUCGUGCAGAAGGGAAAAGACUUGGCGGCCAAAGACUCGAAUUUCUUGGGCUUGGCGACAUCGUCGGAUCCGUACGCCGAAGUCCGCUUCAUGCCCGAAGGCAAAUGCAAUGUCGGCCAUCCGUCGGUACACUUUUUGGGCAAGACAGAAAUCUGCAAACAGACGUUGAAUCCCGUGUGGAAGGAUCAACAAGUCUUUUCCGCCAAGUUACCCUUAUCCCAAAUCGACAAUCAAAAAGCCAUGUUCCACUUAACCCUAAUGGACUUUGACGAAGAAACCAAAGACGACAGCAUGGGAGUCGUUUGUGUUCCUCUCGACCUGCAAAGCAAAAUCGUCAAAGACAAGUGGUACAACGUCCAAGCGGUUCAUGGAGAAGCGGCACAAGGACAACUCCAGUGCACGGUCAAAUGGACGGAAUCCAUGGAAGACAUGCCCGCAGACUUUGACAAACCGAAAGAGCAUUGCUACGAUAUUCAGCUCCAAGUCAUUAAAGCCCAAGGAUUGGCCAUGAAGGAUUCCUUUUUGGGCAUUAAAACCAGCAGCGAUCCCUACGCCAUUGUUCGUCUCUAUACUGGCAAAUCUAAGGUACGACCCAAAAUUUUGGGACAAACCGAGUACAUGACACAAACCAUCAAUCCAACCUGGAACGAAACCUUUUCCAUUCGGAUUCCCAUUGACGAUAUUGCUACGCAAACUGCAAAAUUGGAAUUGACACUCAUGGAUUACGACGACAAGAACGAAGACGAUCUCAUGGGCGUCGUGACGCUGCCACUUCAAUCGUUGCUGCAGAAAAUCAAACCCAACAAUCCAAACUCCAGUCUGCCCAAGGAAUGGUAUCACGUUCCCGCCGAUUCCUCCAACGAUGGAGAACAAGCCACGGGAAAAGUACAGUGCAGUAUCACGGCAUCCCUCUUGGUGGCGCAGGCGAGUUGAUUUUUUAAUAAAAAUCAAGCGAGUGAAAGCAGUUGGUAGGAAAAUACGAACAAGAUGGAAAGGACAACAAUAACAAACAAACAAACAAACAAACGAAGCACAAUGGCAACGGCAUCGCACAAAUUUUUUGGCACAAGGGUUUAUGGCACAACGAGGAGUGCAGAGGAUUUAUGGCGCUGGGUGCAUGGCAUUCUACGCUGGUGGCUUUCUACAAAAUGCAUGCAUGCAUGGAUAAACAACAAUAUUAGUUAGUACAUGUAUGACAAUUUUAGAAAAGAUGGCAGUACGAAGCAUCUGGAAGUGGAAGGAGCUCAUUCGAUUCAAUUCAAUUCGAACUUAGGGUAGCUAGCUGUACUCCUGCAUCUCCACAUCAACCACUGUGCUGUGAGACAGCUUCCUGCUUUGUCCUUGGGCAUCACCCUUUCUCAAAAAGAGCUUCCAUGGACC